AUGUUAAGCAUCUGUCCGAAUUCGUACUAUGACCUUAUACCUACUACUGACGAGUCGGUUAUUUUAAAAGAGUUAAGACCUUUACGUCCCGCUGUUUUAAAGCAUCGUCCUCAAGAUGGUUACAUUGUUAACCUGACCCUCAUUAACAAAUAUUGUGAACCUGAAUUAUAUGAUGUUGAUUAUUUUGACUCUUUUAAUAUUCAAGAUUGUUUAGAUUAUCUCGACGAGAAAGAAGAUGAUUAUUUGGUAGAGAAUCCAAACUCAAAAAUUACUUGCUCUCCAGACAGC
Messenger RNA from Racocetra persica, 288 nucleotides. The record is from the annotation of a GenBank genome assembly. Lineage: Eukaryota; Fungi; Glomeromycota; Glomeromycetes; Diversisporales; Gigasporaceae.